Molecule: messenger RNA, 969 nt
Organism: Indicator indicator
Lineage: Eukaryota; Metazoa; Chordata; Aves; Piciformes; Indicatoridae
Product: olfactory receptor 1019-like
Exons: 1
Coding region: 25-969 (314 amino acids)
Biological process (GO): sensory perception of smell; G protein-coupled receptor signaling pathway
Cellular component (GO): membrane
Molecular function (GO): odorant binding; olfactory receptor activity; G protein-coupled receptor activity
Source: RefSeq, a predicted model, not a curated record
CUCCCCCACAGCAGCUCUGCCUUGAUGAUAGCCACGAGGAAUCACACCCCCAAUGCUGACUUUGUCUUUGUGGGCUUCUCAGAGAAGAAGGAGGUCCAAGCUGCCCUUUUUGUGGUCUUCUUGGCCAUCUACCUGAUCAUGCUGCUGGGCAACCUGGUCACGCUGGUGCUGAUCGGCUGGGACGCCCAGCUCCACACCCCCAUGUACUUCUUCCUCAGCAGCUUGUCCUUCCUAGACAUCUGCUAUUCCUCCACCAUCACCCCCAGGAUGCUGUCAGACCUGCUGGCAGAAAGGAAGCUCAUCUCCUACUCGGAGUGCUUCACCCAGCUUUACUUCUACGCCGUCUUCAGCACCGCCGAGUGCUACCUCUUGGCUGCCAUGGCCUACGACCGCUACGUGGCCAUCUGCAGCCCCCUGCUCUACGCCACCUCCAUGUCCAGCAGGGUUUGUGUGCUGCUGGUGGGAGGCUCCUACCUGGCUGGCAUCCUCAACGCCUCCCUCCACGUGGCCGUGGCGCAGCGGCUCUCCUUCUGCGGCCCCAACCUCGUCGACCACUUCUACUGCGAGGGGCCCCCGCUGCAGGCUGUCUCCUGCUCAGACACCACCCUCAGCAAGAUGCUGAUGCUGGUGGUUGUUGGCUUCAACCUCUUCAUCACCAGCCUGACCAUCCUGGUCUCCUACGCCUACAUCCUGGCCACCAUCCUGCAGCUGCCCUCGGCGGCGAGGAAGCGCAAAGCCUUCUCCACCUGCACCUCCCACCUGGCCGUGGUGACCCUCUCCUACGGGUCCUUUGCCUUUGUGUACUUAGGAUCCAGGUCCAGGCACCCCCAGAAGCUUGACAAAGUGGCCUCAGUGUUCUACACCCUGCUGACCCCCACGCUGAACCCUCUCAUCUACAGCCUGAGGAACAAGGAGGUGAAGGCGGCGCUGGGGAGGGCGGUGCUGAGGACCCGUCCCGCUCGGACGUAG